AUGACGGUAAACCAAUCGACUACGAGCUGGGAAGGAUUUCACGAGACACCUUGGCUUUCCAGAGCGGAAAAGGGUCUCGUCGUGAGCGCUAUACUUGUGUUCGCCAUGGUAACGGUAGCUGGCAACCUGUUGACUAUCCUCGCAUUCCGACGAGACAAAAAACUACGCAGCAACAUCAGUAACUGGUACCUAGUAAAUCUCGCCUGUGCCGACAUUUUAGUCGGGUCAGUCACCCUGUCGCUCGAUGCUGUCACAUUCGCACAGGAACCACCUAUGUGGCUGUUCGGAGAGAUAAUUUGUAAAGUAUAUCUCGUCAUCGACUUUGUUUCUACCUGGCAAUCCAUCGUUGCUAUUAUUUUGAUUAGCCUUGAUCGAUACCGUCUUGUCACCAGGGAGCUAAAGUACAAAAUGUAUCACACACGUAAACAUGCUGUUGUACUGUGCGCAUCGAGUUGGGUGAUCAUUUCCAUGGUAACUAUAUUGCUUGUGUUCGGAUUUCCAUACUUAGUAGAUCGUCAAGUAUUCUACCAACACUCGUGUGACGCAGAAUUUCUGUUCCAUAGUUCAUCUGCAAUCGUCUACACCAUACUGACUUGUUUUAUUCCCUUACCAAUUCUGAUAUAUCUCAACCUGAGCGUAUACAUCAACGUGCGCAGACGGGCAAUGCGCAGAUCAGGUCCCCUUGGAUGUGUUGCUAAGCAGCGAGCUGGUUUUGUCAAUGAUGAGAAAGCUCGGGGAGGUCAAACGCCAUCCAAAACCGAGGAAGGUUUAGCCUCUACACCCACCCACAUUCGGCAAGUCACCGUACCUACAACAUCUAGAAGUGGUAGUGUGGCAAGCAUAGAUCACCUCUCCACCAAGAGAAAUGACAAGCGACAUUAUAAGGCAGCUAAAACUUUAGCCAUACUAGUGAGUGCAUAUUUCAUUUGUUGGACACCAUACAAUGUCGCACUGAUAUUGUCUAUAAUCGGGAGUGACUAA
Saccoglossus kowalevskii is the source of this 981-nucleotide messenger RNA. Its product is annotated as muscarinic acetylcholine receptor M3-like. The record is from RefSeq and is a predicted model, not a curated record. Gene Ontology annotation, biological process: positive regulation of MAPK cascade; adenylate cyclase-activating adrenergic receptor signaling pathway. Gene Ontology annotation, molecular function: G protein-coupled receptor activity. Gene Ontology annotation, cellular component: plasma membrane. Lineage: Eukaryota; Metazoa; Hemichordata; Enteropneusta; Harrimaniidae.